Messenger RNA from Aphidius gifuensis, 5430 nucleotides. RefSeq names its product GON-4-like protein (gene mute). The transcript is spliced from 4 exons. Bases 291 to 4319 code for a protein of 1342 amino acids. The record is from RefSeq and is a predicted model, not a curated record. Gene Ontology annotation, cellular component: nucleus. Gene Ontology annotation, biological process: regulation of DNA-templated transcription. NCBI's taxonomy places the organism in Eukaryota, Metazoa, Arthropoda, Insecta, Hymenoptera, Braconidae. Gene Ontology annotation, molecular function: transcription coregulator activity.
UAUAUUUUUUCAUGUUAUUUGUUGUGUUGUUAAAAACAAAAAUCUACAAGACGUUUUACUAAGCUAAAUAAUUGUUUAAUUUAAAUAGUGAAUGUAAUUGAAUAAUUACAUGAAGUGAAAUAUUUAUUAAAAUAAAAAAUGUUAUCAAAAAAAUUGAUGGACUGAAUAUAGAAAAUAAAAACGAGCAGAUAGUUCAGUGUAUAACCUAAAAUAAUUUCUAUUAUUGCUUAAAAAGUAAUAAAAUUUAAUUGUUGAAAAUAUAAAAGUGUGAAUCAAAGAAAAUAAAUAAAAUGGAUCUAUUAAAUCAGACAUUAAUAACUGAAGAAAAUCAAAGUCGUCAUGAAUCAUCAAUAGAUUCAUCAUUCUCAAUAAAUCAUGAUAGAGAUGUUAAAUUACAAGUUUCAAAUAAUAAUUUAAAAACAAUUAAUGUUGAUGAAUUUGAUAAUUAUCAAAAUACAAAGAGACCACGUUAUGAUGAUGAUGAAAAAAUUGGACCACACCUUGAUAUGACAGUAACAAGUGUUGAAAAUAUAUUAAAACCUGUUACAAUAAAUGAAGUACAAAAUACAGUUGAUAAUUUAGAUAAAAAAAUUAUUUAUAAGCCAAAAUUAACAAGAUCUAAAGCUAAAGAAUUAGCAAAAUCAAUGCCAGAUUUACAAUGGCAUUUAACACCAAAUAAAAUAAGAGUAUCACCACAAAUGCAAGCAUUAGUUGAUGAUGAUUUACUUCAUGAGGAUUCAUCAGAUGAUGAAUAUAUUCCACACAAAGAUUGUCGUCAACCCAGUGAAGAUGAUGAUGACAAUGUUAAAUUGAGUCUUCUCGAGUCUGAGCCACUAGCUCCAGUCAAAAUUGUUGAUAAAAAUCAAUCAAUUGAUACAAUUAUUACUCAUGGAUUUAUUCAUGAUAAUAAAGAUGAAGAUGAUGACAAUGAUGAUGAUUUUAAAAUUCCAGAACGUCUUAACUUCAAUGUGCCAACUGAAAAAGAAAGUAUUGGCCACCGAACAAGAUCAAAACUUUGUCUAAGUGAAACUCCAAUUGAACAACUUGAACGUGAAUUUAAUCCUCCAGAUAUUUCAUCAGACAUGGAUCAUUUUAGUUUUUUAGCUAGUGAUCCAAAUUGGGGUGCACUUGUUGAUGAACCGAUUCUAGAUGAUGAUGAUGAUGAAAAUGAUCCAAAUUAUAAUUUCUUGGAAGACAAUGAAAUUGAGACUGUUGAUAAAGAAGAGCUUCGAUCAGACAGAGGUGUUAGAAUAUAUAAAAGAGAAGUUAAUUUACUUUAUGAAGAAAUUGGUGAAUUAAUGAAUUUAAAUGAAAAUCAACAACCAAAAAAUAAAAGAUCAUUUGACAAUAGUUCUUUAGACUCAAGUCUCAAUGAUUCAACAAACAAAAUUAUCUGUGAUUCAUUGCAAGUCAAAGAGGAAUCAAAACUUCAAAAUGUUUUGACUGAAAAACAAUACUUAAUUAUUUCAUUUCAAUUUGAGCAACAUGUUCAAUUGAUGAGCCAACAUUUUGUUAUGUCUUACAUGCAUCCAGUCUCUGAAAUUCAUGCUCAAUCAAUAAAAUGCAAAAACAAUUUAAAUAAUUUAAAAAAUAUGCAGGAUCCAGAUCAUCCUCUGUUUAACAUUUCAAAUUUACCUGAUGCCUUAAAACUUGUUGAAGAUUGGGAGAAAAAAUUGGCUGAUAAACAAUUUUGUAAUAAUUAUAUCAGACAACUUGAGAUGGAUAUAGAAUAUGAAAAAAAACUUGAUAUAAGAAAACACAAAUAUAGUGCAAAUUUUAAUCCAGAAUUAUUUGAGCUGUUGAUGCACAGUAAAGCACUUAUGUAUCCACAGCUAUUGCCACAUACACCAUUCAGAGUUGUGACUCUUUAUAAAACAGUAAAUACAUAUUGUAAAUCUGAAGAAAAUUUACUUGCAAUUGGCCUGGAAAAAUAUUUACCACAAAUUAAAUCAAUGGAGAGAAAAUUUCAUACAAAAAAAUAUAAUCUGUACGAUGCUGUUUGUCACGUUAGCAAAGAUUUAAUGCCAACUCGUCGUCCAGAGCCAUUAAUGAAUUUAAUAAAAAAAUUACAAAGACAAGUACAACCUGAUAAUCCAGUACAAUUUUAUUUCAACAAUGGUUAUGCACCAAAAGUUACACACAAAGUUCCAUUAGAUCGUAAAAAAAUAUCACCAAAUGAUCGUAAAAUUUGGCUGUUGCCAAAAACAUGGCAGAGUUAUAUUAAUGAAAAUAAAAACAAUAUAUCAUUUAAAGUAAAUGAUGAUCCUGUAAAAAAUGCAUCAACAUUAGUUAAUGAUUUAUCAACUUCUUCUUACAAUAUGGUGAUUGAUGAGAAUUUGUUAAAUCCAAUUAUAUAUGUAAUGCCAAGUACUACAAGCUCAAGGGACAUACCUAUUAAAAUAGAAAUAAAAACAGAAAAUAAUGGCUCAGAAACGUCAUCAACAAGUAAAGAAAUAAAUGUACCACAAUUAAGACAAACAACACCUAGACUUGCUAAAAUUCGUAGUGUUCAAAAUAUGAAAUUAAUGACACAAGUAUCAAGUUCAUCUGGUAAAACAAAAAUAAAAACAGAUUCAUCAAAAAAUUCUGAUGUUUCAUGUGGUGGUUCAUCAUCAACAAAAUCAUCAAAAGGUGAUAAUGAAGAUGAAAUUGCUGAAUUAAUGUUGGCAAGUACAACAAUUAAAAAAAAUACAGCUCUUCGUAAAAAAGUCAAAGAAGCAAAUGCAUGUGAACGUAUGAAAAAUUUGUUGGAAAAUGAUAGUGAUGUUAAAAAAAAUGAAAAUAGAAAAAAAUUUGCUAAAUCAUAUAUGCAAAAACUUCAUUCCACACUUGAAUUAAAUAAUCCAGAAGUAUUAAAAACUGUAAUGAAAUAUUUUUUAGAAUAUUAUGAUAAAAUUGAACUUGUACAAAAUAAUUGUGAAGAUGAAUAUGAUAAAUUAGCAAUAAAACUUUACAGAGAUGUUACAAAUGCACUUGUUACUUAUCCAACAUUAUCAAGUGAAUUUUUAUUUUUUUUAACACCACAACAAGCUAAAAUAAUAAAUAAAAUAGAAGAACAUACAAUGUUGAUGAAUAUGAGUGAAUUUAUAAGUGGAUCACAAGCAUAUUUUGCAAAACAACCAUCAAGAAUAUCAAAAAUAAUUCAAGCAUUAACACAAUUAACAAAUGAACCAUCAAAUACAAUGGAAAAUGUAAUUUCAACAAUGGAACCAUUGCUAAAAGGUCAUGAUGUUAUUAUGGAUUUAUUUUUAAAAAUAUUUCCAAAUGGAAAACCACCAGAGAGUCUAUUUGUUCCUUCAUUAUUUGAAAAUUUAAAAUUUCCAGUUGGUCCAUUUGAUAAAAAUAAAGUUUACACUGAUGAUUCAUCAGAGCUAUAUGAAAAUAUUGACCUACCAAGUACAAAUAUAGAAGAUAAUUAUGGUGGUGAUAAUUGUAAAUGUGAUUGUCAUGAAAAUAUUAAUACAAAAUCAGGUAAUAAUGAUCAUUGUAAAUCAUGUGGUGUUAGAUAUUUAAAUGGUAAAGUAUAUUUACAAACAUCAGAAGGUUUAAGACCAGCAAAAGUUACAUUUGAAGGUGAUGAAGAAGAAACAAUAGAAAAUAUUGCUCGUGUAUCUGUUAAAACAACUGAAAAUUUACAAGCCACAACAUCUGGAAAAAGAAAAAAAACAUCUAAAAAUGUUGCUACAAAUGAUGAACAAAGUAAUGCAACAUCAAAAAUUUCACCGAUAAAAGAUAAUGAUGAAAUUGAUAAAACAACAUCUAAAACAAAACGUGGAGCGAAAUCACCACCAAAAUCAAUUGAUCAAAAAAAACAAUCAAAAUUAGAUACUAAUAUUAAUUCGGUUAAUUCAACAAAUGAAAUUACAUCACCAAUUAAAAGUAAACGUGAAAAACGUGCUGAAAGAAGAGAAGCAAAAUAUGAAUUAAAAAAUUCAGCUACUGAAUUACCUAAAAUAAAUAAUGUAUCAUCAACAGUAUCAUCAAAUAGCCAUGUUGAUUCAUCAAAUAAAUUAAAUCAAAUUGAAAUAAUUAACUCAGAUCCAGUUGUUGAAAAUAAUAAUUAUGAAGUUGUUGAAAAAUCAGAGCCAAUGGAUGUAACAGAGACAACAAACAGUCCAACAAUUUCAAAUGAAAAAAGUAAUUCAUCUUCAAAUAAACCCUGGACUAGACAAGAAGACAUGAUACUACUUCAAAAUAUACAAAAAGAUUAUUCAGAUAGUACAUUUGUACUGAUUGCUGAAUUACUUGGUGAUAGAACAAUUGAUGAAGUGAAAAAACGCUUUGAAGUAUUACUUGAAACUUUAAAAACAAUUGUUUAAAUAACAUUACAUAAUUUAUUAAUUACUUAUUAUAUUAUUAUCAACUUAAUGUGAUAAAAAAAAUUAUUAAUUUGUAAUAUUUUUGUUAUUAUUUUUCAACAAUCACUUAUGUCUAAGUAUUUAUUAAGAAAAUUGAUUUUUCUUUUAUUUUUUCAGUUAUACUUAAUAUAAUUUAUUUAAUAAAUCACCUGUAUGACUGAUAAAAUUAAUUUAUAUUUAAUUCACAAUAAAAUACCAUAUGUACAAAUUAAUUUCGUUAUGAGUUAUCAGAAAAAAUAAAAUUAAUUUUGUUCAUAACAAUACUGAAAGCCCACAAUGUAAACAAUUUAAUUUUUAUGAUAUUUUUUAUGGACUUUUUAUCAACAGGCAAACCAAGUGUCAAUUAAAUUCUAUAAAUUACAUACAUUAUUGCAAAAAUAAAAUAAAUAAUAAUUCAAAAAAAAAAAAAAAAACGAGAUAUAGUAAAGUAUUAUUCGUGUCAAUAAUUAUUAGACACACAAGAAUUGCUAUGAACAAAAAUACGUCGCGGAACUGUGAAUUUCUGGUAUUUCCCGUGUAUGUAUUGCAUACCAUCAAUAUUCAUAUUAAUUAUUAUUUGUAACUUGACCUGGAUAUUGAUUAGUACAGAAUGAGAUAUAUUGAGAUACAUUGAGAUCAAUUGAAUUGAAUAAUAAACCGGUUAUGAUAAAUCCACAAGCAGAAUUAAGAAAAUUAUUUCUAAAAAAAAUACAUUUACAACAGUAUAUAUUUUCGAUGUAAAUAUUGAUAAAAAUUGUCGUUGAUGUUGAUUGGAUAUAUACGAGCCAUUAAAGAUAAUAAAUAUUGAUGAAUGAAAAUGGAAAAAAAAAAAAUUACAUUUAAUGAGUUUAUAAGAUAUAUCUGAUAAUUGCUUUUCGAGGGACACGUUUGUCAUUAGUUGCAUCAGAGAUAAAAUAAUAAGUAAAUAAAUAUAAAAUAAAUAUUUUGUAAUGAGAAGAAUAAGGUUUUUUUUUUCGUUGUGUUCGUGUGUCGAGUAACCGGUACUCACAUCGUAAUUUUUUUAUAUAUUUACAAUGAAUAUUUAUUCAUAAAAAUUUAACAGUUUAUUUUUAUUUUUUACGCAUUGUUUGCA